AUGGUGCCUCCUGCGAUUGUGCCCACUCUAGAGACCGCUGCCGAUGUGAUCUCUCGCACGAGGAACACAGCAUUUCCCCCAAACCUGCUCCCCCUGACGGCUUCGAUCCCUGCAGACCUUUUGACUCCUACGUUGGCAUACUUGAAAAUCUCAGAGAAAUCGAAAUUGUCGUUCCUUUACGAGAGUGCUGCGACUACGGAGACCAUCGGGAGAUACAGUUUUGUUGGUGCAGACCCCCAUAAAGUCCUCAAGACUGGUCCUGGCCAUGGCCCCGCAUGCGACCCUCUUCCAGCCCUGGAGAGUGAACUUUCCCAAUACCGUGUUGCGACAGUCCCUGGGUUGGUCUUGCCGCCUCUCACCGGAGGAGCCAUCGGUUACGUGGGGUACGAUUGUGUGAAGUACUUUGAGCCCAAGACGGAGCGGCCGCUUAAGGAUGUGUUGGGUAUUCCGGAAUCGUUCUUUAUGAUGUACAACACCAUCGUCGCCUUUGAUCACUUCUUCCAGGUUGUCAAGGUUAUCACCUUUAUCUCGAUCCCGAACUCCGAUGCUGAGCUGGAAGCCGAAUACUGCAAGGGUGCAGAAACCAUUCAGCGUACUAUUGAUAUCCUGCUUCAGCCCGAAUACCCUCUGCCUCCGCAGGGUCCGAUUAUUCCGAACCAGGAAUAUACGUCUAACAUUGGUCGUGAGGGCUACGAGAGCCAUGUGACGAAGCUUAAGGAGCAUAUCGGCAAGGGUGACAUCUUUCAGACGGUACCGUCGCAGCGGUUGUCACGUCCUACUUCUCUCCAUCCUUUCAACCUUUUUCGCCAUCUUCGCACUGUCAACCCUUCGCCGUACCUGUUCUACAUCGACUGCGAGGCAUUCCAGCUCGUGGGAGCCAGUCCGGAACUGUUGGCCAAGGAGGAGAAGGGUCGCAUCAUCUCGCACCCAAUUGCAGGCACAGUGAAGCGCGGCAAGACUGUCGAGGAAGAUGAGGCGCUGGCGGACGAGUUGCGCGGAAGUCUGAAGGACCGUGCCGAGCACGUCAUGCUGGUCGACCUGGCGCGCAACGAUGUCAACCGGGUGUGCGAUCCAAUGAGCACACAGGUGGACCGUCUGAUGGUUGUCGAGAAGUUCUCUCACGUGCAGCAUCUGGUGUCGCAGGUGUCGGGUGUACUACGACCUGAGAAGACACGCUUCGACGCCUUCCGCUCCAUCUUCCCGGCAGGAACCGUGUCCGGAGCUCCCAAGGUGCGCGCGAUGCAGCUGAUUGCAGAGCUGGAAGGCGAGAAGCGUGGAGUCUACGCGGGAGCUGUGGGAUACUUUGGAUUCAACAUGUCCAGCACAGACGGUUCGAAGGAAUUGCCUGGUGCGAUGGACACGUGCAUUGCGCUGCGGACGAUGAUGCUGAAGGACGGCAUCGCGUAUCUCCAGGCAGGAGGUGGUAUUGUGUUCGACUCUGACCCGUACGACGAGUACGUGGAGACGUUGAACAAGCUGGGAGCUAAUAUCCAGUGCAUCAAGGGGGCGGAGGCGAAGUAUUUGAGCUUGGAGCGGGAGGCAUAG
Messenger RNA from Aspergillus ruber CBS 135680, 1545 nucleotides. RefSeq names its product anthranilate synthase TRP2 (gene trpE). The transcript has 4 exons. Gene Ontology annotation, biological process: L-tryptophan biosynthetic process. The coding region runs from base 1 to 1545 and encodes 514 amino acids. Gene Ontology annotation, molecular function: anthranilate synthase activity. NCBI's taxonomy places the organism in Eukaryota, Fungi, Ascomycota, Eurotiomycetes, Eurotiales, Aspergillaceae. The record is from RefSeq and is a predicted model, not a curated record.